AUGGAAGGCCUCCAGAUAUCCAUAUGGGUACCAGGCAAGACACUCGAAGCUCACUUUGCAGAAGAAAAGUACCCGUUUUUUUUUUAUGAAAGUGAGAGAGACGUGGCAUUUCCUGGCAGGGAGUCUGUGGAAGAUCUGGUGAGGAGGGGUGAGAGGGCAGUGAGGGAGGUUGUGCUGCCGCAUGUGGGACCCAUGGUCAACACGGGGUGGGUGAGGGUAGAGGUACAAAUUCAGGGCGGGAUACCGGUGGAAAUCGGGGAUGGCGAGGUUCCUCCAGUAGAAGUGAUAGUGACGGACGAGGGCAGGGCAGAUCACCUUGAGGGCCUUCUCGACAGAGGCCCACUUCAAGGCAUGAAAGCGAUUAUGGGUGGAGGGGUGGUGAUGGAGGGAAAGAACCCGAAUGAGGCGGAGGCUAUCUCACAGACGUCUGCUGGGAAUUCGGUGUAG
Suillus clintonianus is the source of this 447-nucleotide messenger RNA. RefSeq lists its product as uncharacterized. The record is from RefSeq and is a predicted model, not a curated record. The transcript has 4 exons. NCBI's taxonomy places the organism in Eukaryota, Fungi, Basidiomycota, Agaricomycetes, Boletales, Suillaceae. The coding region runs from base 1 to 447 and encodes 148 amino acids.